ACUGUCUUCUUUCCACUGCUCCAAUGAGUCCACUAACCAUUCCACUUCAUAUUUCUCCAUUCCCACUUACCACAAUUUUCACUUUACCAAACAAACCAAGAAUCUUGAUUCCUCAAGCUACAUUUUCUUCUUCACAAAAUUCCCCUCUUUGGACCAUUUCAGAUAUAGUCAAAGCUAUUAAUGGCAAAAUCAUUAAGUGGGGUCCACCAGGAACAAUCUGUACAGACACUAGAACACUUGUACCAGGUCAAUGGUUCCUCCCACUUGUUGGCCAAAACUAUGAUGCCCACAAUUUCAUUACCCUUAAAUUAGCCACUAAAGGUUGUGUUGGAGUAAUUGGAAAGUGGAUUUGUGAGGGUUGGAACAAUGGUUUUGUUAAAGUGGAGGGUGAUAGUAUAAGUUCUUUAAAAAGAUUGGGUUUUUAUGCAAGAAACAGGUUUAAUGGUUGUUUAAUUGGGUUAACAGGAAGUGUAGGAAAGACUACUACAAAGAGUAUGGUGGCAUUGGUUUUGGAGAGUGUUGGUAGUGUUUAUUGUAGUCCAGGGAACUGGAAUAAUGAGAUUGGGGUCGGGUUAUCGCUUAUUGAGAUGUCGAGGGAUGUGGGGUUUGGUGUUCUUGAAAUGGGGAUGAGCAAGAAAGGUGAGAUUUUGGAGCUGUCAAGGAUGUGUAGGCCAAAUGUAAGAGUGGUUUUGAAUGUGAGUGCUGCGCAUUUGGAGAAAUUUGAGAGCUUGGAGGAGGUUUCGAUGGUGAAAGGGGAGAUUUUAAGAGAAGCAAUGCCAGGGGAUGUGUGUGUAUUGAAUGGUGAUGAUCCUCUUGUCAUGAGCCUCCCAGUUCCGGUUGGAGUUAAGAAGGUCCUAUUUGGCCGAAAGUUGGGGUGUGAUGUUCGUUUAGUUUCUUCACAAAUCAUAGAUGGAGGUCGCGGUAUACAAAUUGUUCUAGAGGGGUUCAACGAGAUGGUUAAAUUCGUAAUCUCCAGUCCCGGCCUGCAUCUAGCCAUUAAUGCAUGUUCUGCUGCUGCUGUGGCUAGUGCUCUCGGUGUUCCUCUUGCUCUAGCUGGAAAAUCCUUAUCCAAAUUUAAACCUGUUCACAGGAGAUCGGAACUUGAAGUAGCUGAAAAUGGGAUUACAAUAAUAAACGAUGUUUAUGAUGCAAGUCCUGCUAGCACUCAAGCUGCCAUUGACUUGUUAAGAAACAUCGACAGCAAAGGUAAACAAAUUGCUACACUUGGUGACAUGCUUGAACUUGGUCCAACAGAAUUCAAGUUCCACGAGUUGAUGAUUCAGAGUUGCUGCGAUGCCUGUUUUGAUGUAGUCGCACUUGCAAGGUUUCUAAGUGUAGCUGAGGGUAUAGACUGUGGUCAGGAUAUAAAACUGGUAUGCACUACUCAUGCUCAUGAGAUGGCUUAUAAAAUUAUCAGUUAUUUAAAUAGUGGUGAUGUCGUCCUUGUCAAAGGCAGUCGUCAAAUAGGAAUGGAGGUGAUUGUCGAUGCAACUAAGUCUAUCCACUUUGAUGUCCCUUGCCAUUCAGUAAUGAGCAAAUAUGACUGACAGAAAUUCUGCAAUGUGUGAUCGUGCUAGAACAAAUCAGUAUGCUGGUUCAGCUUUGUUCAAGCUCUUUUCAAGACCUCCUCGUAUGGUAGCUCAGGGCCAGCAGCUGGAAAUUAUGCUGGGGUAAGGAUGGAUCAAUGGCCUUUUUUAUGAUCUUUUUGAAAAAUGCUGGAAGGUCAGGGUAGCCAUAUGAGUUGACCUUCAGGUGACAAGCAAUUUGUACGGGUGGAGUGCUUAAGCUGCUUGGUGGAACCUUUGCAGGAGAUACUUUCUUCAGAUUAGUAUCGUGAAGAAUGAAUAUAAAGAUCGCAAAACUUACAGUUGGUGUCGAUGAAGUUCCUCUUUACAGAUACUCUCUGCAAUAUUACCACCAAAUGGUUCAAUAAAACCAUACUCUUACUGGGGAAUGACACUGCAGAAAUCAGCUUAUUGUUCUGAGAAAUCACUUUGACUUUCUUAGGAGACCUAGGAAAAUGUUUGAAAGAGCUACAUCAGUACUUUACCUGGGACGAAUUCCUAUAGCUGGUUGGUCCAGCCUAUUCUUUAAAUUAUCUUCUCGGCAAUGGUUGAGGGUAAAAAGGGGUAUCUGUGUAGAAGGAUUGCUGGUAUACAGGAUAGGUGUUUAUCUUUUCAACUUCAGUGAAAAUAUUUCAAGAGGAAUCAUAAGAUUUAUGUCAGUGAACCUGUGAUAAUGAAAGCAAAUUGCUUUUGCAAGUAUCAGAAGCACAGCACUUGAGAUCCCAAUAAAAAGAAAAGAGCAAUUGAGUAAGAAGCGGAAUCUGAUGCAACCGCACUUAUCAUUGAUUUGGAAGGAGCAAAAAUGGCCCGUUGCUUACAAGUUACAACUUUGUCUUUUACAAGGUGAACAAGCCAAUUCCUCGCUAGAAACCAACCAUGUUUGUCAUAUUUUACAUUAUGGUUCAUUUCAGAGCAUGCUUUGUGGCCCGGCCAUGCAUUCUCUACCCAUGUACUACAUGGAGAAUGCUAGAAAAGAACAAGUUUAUGUGUCGUCGCAUCCCUGAAUUUGGAUGUGCUAGUACAGGAAGAGUUCUGCAGUUAUCAGGGCGAGAAGACGAAGAAAACUAUUGUUUCUUUUCCUACAUGCAAUACAAGAAUUUUCAUCAACUUUAAUUCUCUAAAAGCCUGAUACAGUAGCCUUUAGCCCCUACAACUUUUCUUCUUAAAACUAAAAUGACACUUGGGCUAUGUAUAUGGCACAUGAUCACAUAAUAUACAUUUUUAGGACCACAUGACUUCUCUUCCUUA
Molecule: messenger RNA, 2813 nt
Organism: Lycium ferocissimum
Lineage: Eukaryota; Viridiplantae; Streptophyta; Magnoliopsida; Solanales; Solanaceae
Biological process (GO): biosynthetic process; cell wall organization
Molecular function (GO): UDP-N-acetylmuramoyl-tripeptide-D-alanyl-D-alanine ligase activity; ATP binding
Source: RefSeq, a predicted model, not a curated record